Messenger RNA from Fulvia fulva, 756 nucleotides. RefSeq lists its product as uncharacterized. Lineage: Eukaryota; Fungi; Ascomycota; Dothideomycetes; Mycosphaerellales; Mycosphaerellaceae. The record is from RefSeq and is a predicted model, not a curated record. The coding region runs from base 1 to 756 and encodes 251 amino acids. Gene Ontology annotation, molecular function: acyltransferase activity, transferring groups other than amino-acyl groups. The transcript is spliced from 2 exons.
AUGGUGCUUCAUUGGAACCACGCUUCGAGUCCGAGACUGGAAGAUGACAAGACGCCCCUGAUACAGCGUGACAGUACCUCUGCGAUGGCCGCACCGAACAUGAUUACCAUCGAGACUCGACGCAUGAUACUUCGUGCCGCUGAGCAGGAGGAUGCCAUUGCGCUCCAUCAGAUCAUGAGCGAUGCAGAGACUAUGAGAUUCUGGAGCGAGCUGCCUCAUGCUGAUCUUGCACGCACAAAAGCCUGGGUAUCGUCAAUGUUACGAUCAACUCAGAACGGCGUAACAGACUUCAUGAUCUGCUUGAAGAGUGAUAUUGGUGGUGUCCUUACUAUUCCGGAACGUGCAAGACCACGCAUCAUUGGCAAGGUCGGCAUCUUUCGAGCUCGUCCUUCACACGAGAUCGGCUUCGUGUUGGAUCGCAGCUAUUGGGGCAAAGAUCUGGCGACAGAGGCAUUGACGACACUUUUGGCUUACCUAUUCAGCUUGAAAAAGGGCUACGUGGUCGACACCGCGCUGAAUACGACCGGCUUAGAUCCACACGUGAACCUGUCUGAUGAGGAGCUGCGAAGUCCCUGGAUGUACCCAGCGAUCACGGCGGAUACUGAGCCACGAAACGCAGCAAGCAUCGGUCUCCUAAAGAAGCUCGGCUUUGUGGAGACCGGGCGUGUUGAGAGGAGCUUCAGGCUGGGCGAUGAGUGGCAAGACACGCUGUACUUGCGCCUCACACGCGAGAAAUGGCUCGAUGAAGACAAGUAG